AAGUAGCCGCAAAAUCUCGACUAGAACUUAUAAAAGAAAAAGCUUUAGCAUUUGUUGAAGAGCUAACAACAAAAGCAGAAGAGGCUUAUAAAGAUAUGGAAAAGUGGCUUGGAUCCAGGUUUUUGGCAGAAAUGUCCAGUGUUGAAAAGCUGAUUGAGGUUGCACGACAUCAUAUUGAGAGUUCUAGCAAAAUCCAAUACGAAAUUACUUUAGAAGAAACAGAUUUCUUCGUCAGCAGUGAUGUAAAAGUGAUUCCUGACCCUGUUCCUUCACCACAUGUUCCACAUACAGAGACCUCUGGAAGUGGUACUCUAACCAUUUCACAACUUACUACACUUCAUAAGCAGUUUCUACAGGUGGCACCUAAAGACCUUGACUGGAUGUGCAAACUAGAUGAUAUGAAAGGAGUGGAUAUUGGUUCUGUAUUUAGAAAUGACAAGUCAGCAAGAAUGUUUAUACAUUUUAUUGCUGAAGUAGAAAGAAGAGCUUUGAAAGAGAAACUGGAGAAAUGUAAAUUCUUUUCUGUUAUUAGCGAUGGAGUCACAGACAGUAUACUCAAAGCAGCUGCAGUUGUCUAUGUACGCUUUGCAAAUGAAGGAAAAGUCCAUUGCCAGAUUGUUGGGGUUCAACCUGUUCACAAAACUGACGCUUCAACUAUAAAAAAUGCAAUUGAGGAAAUAUUACAAAUAAAUCUUCAACUCAGGCUGGCAAGCCAAGACUGGUCAAGAAAAUUAGUUGGGUUUGGAAGUGAUGGGACAGAUGUCAUGGUAGGAGAAAACAGUGGGGUAGCUAAACUUCUGAGGGAAAUUCAGCCUUGUGUACAGUCUGUGCAUUGUUUCGCUCACCGCCUAAAGCUGGCUUACAAAGGAGCGCUGAAAAAUAUUAAGCUAUACAACAUCUUAAGCAACGUCUUGAGAAAUAUGUAUUACUUUUAUCAUAACUCACCUCUGAAUAAGAAUAAUCUCAAAGCCACGUAUGAAGCCAUUAAGUUACGCCCAGCUAUUCCUUCUCGCAUUGGAGGCUCCCAGUGGCUUCCUCGUCUACAAACAGCUCUACAAAUUCUCCUUAAAGGUUAUCCUGCAAUUGUUCUACAUCUGAGUAAGACUGAAAGAGAUUCAAGAGCCUCAAACCGGCAGAAGGUCAAAGGCCUUUUACGUGUCCUUCUGAGAAUGGAGAUAGUCAAGUUUUCUCACUUCUUAUUGGAUGUCAUCAAUGUCCUCAACAUUCUGUCACGUGUUACUCUGGAUCGCAACUCUUCCAUUGCAGACAUAUUUGCAACUGUGCAGUCAACGAUGGAAACACUCCACAUGUAUCAAACAAGAGCUGGCCCAAAGGAACGCCUGAUGGAGACCAUUCAGCACUUUCAUGGUUACCAGCUUGUUGGAAAUGGAAAUAUUUCAGCAGUACGAACUAAAGUACUAAGUAAUUUAGUGAAGAGGCUACGUGAUUGUUUUUGCGAUGCAAGUCAAGAUGUUUUGAGAGCAACUACUAUUGGAAGUUUUAAACUAUGGCCUGACAAAAUGAAACAAGAAUUUGGUGAAAAGGAAGUGUCUGUCUUGACUAAGCAUUAUGAAGUCAUACUAGAAGCUGCUAGUGUGAAAAUAGGUGAAGUAGAAACUGAAUGGAGCAUGUUGAAGUUAGAGCUGUAUAACAGAUUUCAGAACAUCCAGACGUUGACAUGGGAUUCAGUGAAUUCAGAUUAUUCAAAGAAGUAUCCUAACAUCCUGACAUUGGUAGAUUUGAUCCUAACUCUGCCGGCAAGCUCAGCUGAAACAGAGCGAGGCUUCAGUCAAAUGAAACUCACCAUGAUGCAUUUGCACUCUAAACUAAGGUCUGAAAGUGUGACAGAUCUUAUGAUAAUUCAGAUGAACUCUCCAGAGAUCAAAAAAUUUGACCCCCAGAAAGCUAUUCAUUUGUGGAAUGCUACUUGGCAGAGAAAUAGAAGACUACAGGGAGGUGAUACGAUGACAAAUGAAAGACCAGAUUACUCCUCUGAGUUUGAUUUGGAGAGUCUCUGUGGAAGUGAAUAG
Fulmarus glacialis (Northern fulmar) is the source of this 2030-nucleotide messenger RNA. RefSeq names its product zinc finger protein 862-like. Gene Ontology annotation, molecular function: protein dimerization activity. The annotation marks the transcript as partial. NCBI's taxonomy places the organism in Eukaryota, Metazoa, Chordata, Aves, Procellariiformes, Procellariidae. The record is from RefSeq and is a predicted model, not a curated record. The transcript is spliced from 7 exons.